UUAUUCGUACCACGGGGCAUAAUGAUAGAUGAUUGCCAUCGAAAAAUUGUUGUAGUGUGUACACAUUUUUUUAGUUCAUAAAGUCAAUUGCAAUUUGUUAAGGUUUUUCGAUUUAUACCGCAAGAACUUUGCUACCGAUUGAGUGUACGUUUACAAGUUUGCACAAAUUCACUGCCAAAAUGGUGCUGUUGGCUUCAGCCGUAUGCACAAAAACAGGAAAAACCAUUGUCUCUCGACAGUUUGUUGAAAUGACUAAAGCGCGAAUUGAGGGUCUACUGGCUGCUUUUCCUAAGCUGAUGUCGACAGAAAAACGUCAUAUUCAACAUACAUUUGUUGAGACAGAUUCUGUACGAUAUGUAUACCAGCCAUUGGAAAAACUCUACAUGUUAUUGAUUACUACAAAGACCAGUAACAUAUUAGAAGAUUUGGAAACAUUAAGAUUGUUUUCAAAAGUAGUCCUGGAUUGUUGCAAGUUAGUCGAUGAGAGUGAAGUAUCAAAAAAAUCUUUUGAUUUAAUAUUUGCUUUUGAUGAAAUUGUAGCCCUUGGAUAUAGAGAGAGUGUUAAUUUAGCGCAAGUAAGAACCUUUGUUGAAAUGGAUUCUCACGAAGAAAAAAUGUACCAAGCAGUACGUCAAUCGCAAGAGCGUGAUGCUAAGGUUAAAAUGCGUGAAAAGGCGAAAGAAUUACAACGUCAGAGAAUUGAUGCUGUCAAAAAGGGUGUUCGUAUGCCACAAUCAUCAAGCUCUUACAUGUCAAUGACACCAGUUGCAGACUCAAUUUAUGAAAUAAAAGUAUCCAAGCCAGAAACACCAAAAUACACAUCAAGCAAUAAAGCUUUAAAAUUAGGAGCAAAAUCUAAAGAUGUUGAUUUGUUUGUUGACCAAUUGAAAUCUGAAGGUGAAAAAGUUGUUAGUAACAACAAGACAUCAACUAUUUCAUCAUUUACAUCAACUUCUUCAACUGUUCAAAAAGACAUUCAUAUUAAAAAAGAAGAACGUUUAAUUGCCAUUGUUGGUCGUGAUGGAGGUGUUCGCAAUUUUGAAUUACAUGGAUUGAUUUCUUUAAGAAUUUCAAAUGAAAUGUAUCAAAAAAUUGUUUUACAGUUUAAUUUUGAAUCUGGAAAUAUUCCAUUGCAGACACAUCCUAAUAUUGAUAAGGAACUUUUUAAGACUAACCGAUUAAUUGGUUUAAAAAAUCCAACAAAGCCAUUUCCAUUAGAUUCUGAAGUAGGGUUAUUAAAGUGGACUCUUCAGUCCCAAGAAGAAUCAGCUAUACCGCUUUCAAUUAAUUGCUGGCCUAGUGAAAAUGGUUAUGGUGGUUGUGAUGUAAAUAUUGAAUAUAACUUGGAACAUGCUGACCUCGAGUUGAAUAAUGUUACUGUCACAGUACCGUUGCCAUUUGGUAAUGCUCCAGUUAUUCAGGAGUGCAGUGGAGUUUAUAGUUAUGAACCUAAAAAGAAUGUUUUAAUAUGGUCAGUGGCUGUAGUUGAUUCGUCUAACCCUACAGGAUCUAUUGAAUUUGAAGCACCCAAAUCGAUUGCCUCUGAUUUCUUCCCAAUUAAAGUUGAUUUUAUGUCGAAGUCAUCUUACAACAAAAUUAAGCCAAUGGAAAUUAGACUUGUUGAUGAUAGCACACCUGUAAAAUUUACAUCUGAGACAUCAUUAUACACAGGAAAUUACGAAAUUGUUUGAACAUUAAGAAUUUAUUUUUUUUUGAACACUUAUUAGUUAUUUUAUUAUUAUUAAAAAUUCUUA
This is a messenger RNA of Myzus persicae (green peach aphid), 1754 nucleotides long. It is a transcript of the gene deltaCOP, whose product is annotated as coatomer subunit delta. Gene Ontology annotation, cellular component: COPI vesicle coat; cytosol. NCBI's taxonomy places the organism in Eukaryota, Metazoa, Arthropoda, Insecta, Hemiptera, Aphididae. The coding region runs from base 180 to 1691 and encodes 503 amino acids. The record is from RefSeq and is a predicted model, not a curated record. The transcript has 3 exons. Gene Ontology annotation, biological process: Golgi localization; retrograde vesicle-mediated transport, Golgi to endoplasmic reticulum; endoplasmic reticulum to Golgi vesicle-mediated transport.